Molecule: messenger RNA, 4757 nt
Organism: Cyprinodon tularosa
Lineage: Eukaryota; Metazoa; Chordata; Actinopteri; Cyprinodontiformes; Cyprinodontidae
Gene: chpf2
Product: chondroitin polymerizing factor 2
Exons: 4
Coding region: 802-3093 (763 amino acids)
Cellular component (GO): Golgi cisterna membrane
Molecular function (GO): glucuronosyl-N-acetylgalactosaminyl-proteoglycan 4-beta-N-acetylgalactosaminyltransferase activity
Source: RefSeq, a predicted model, not a curated record
CUCUGUGGACAGCCCUCCUCUGAGAGGUGAUGCUGCAGCAGCUGCUCUACAGACAGUUAACAUGAGGCUGAAAGCGAAGUGAAUGGCGCUGUUUCCACACUAACAGUGUGUGUCACAAUUUUAUUUCAGGAAGUCAAGAAUCUGACAAUGCAACGGACGAGGAGCUUUUUGCCUGCAUCAGUAUUUUUGUCGUAUCAUUAAAUCGAGAGUCGUAAAAAGCUUCCUGUCGGGGAUCGUGGAUGUGGAUCGACGUGUCUUCACUAACUGCUCGCGAUGCUAGCUCGCUAGCUUCCUCCUUCAUAUUUGUUCCUCUUUAACGCUGUAAUUUCAGACAAAACUGCUUCUAAUUCGCUUCUUUCAUCUUUCUAACCGGAUUACCGUAAAGUAAACUUCCAAAGGUGCUAUUUGCCGCUGUCUGCUAGCGUUAACACUAGCUAGAAUUAGCGCAGCUAAUUAACAUAAGGCUGCUUUUAAACGGAUGGAUAAACAUGUAAAUAAUUAACCAAACCAGUUGAGAUUAAUAGGGAACGGUUAGGGCGAUGUUAAACUAUUUGCAUUCGGAUGUUGCCUCAAAGUGGGCAACAUUUGCUUGUUAGGAACACAGUAAAAAAAAAAUCAUUUAUAAUGGUGUAGAUUAGUGUAAAUCUAUUAGGUAGUCGCCUAACACGUUCAAACCUAAUUUAAUUUAACAGAAAACAACUAUAGGAGAACCGGCAUGUUUUGUUUUAGCAAAUUGAUUAAAAUCUUCUAAAAUGUGUCUUAGUUGCUGCUAUAUUCAGGUUUAGCUCCUGUCUGUCAACCAUGCGCCUUUCGUCCUUUUUGGCCGUGUUCAGGCCUGCUUUGCCCCUCAUUCUGGGGCUGUCUCUGGGAUGCAGUCUCAGUCUUUUGAUGGUGUCCUGGACGCAAGGGGACACGGAGGACCCCUGCAGAGAUGAGCUGGCUGAAGGUGGGCUCUUCCUGGGUAAAGGAGAGGCUCACAGAGGAGGGAGAGAUGGAGCUGGAGAGGAGGACUUCCAGCCAAGAAUAGUGCCAUAUCACAAGGAUCCAACUAAACCACAUAAGAAAGUCCUCAGAACAAGAUAUAUCCACACUGAACUGGGCAUCAGAGAGCGGUUGUUGGCGGGUGUCCUCACCUCCAGGGCCACCCUCAACACGUUAGCCGUGGCAGUGAACCGCACAGUCGCCCAUCACUUCCAUCGAACCUUUUUCUUCACGGGCUUACACAGCCCCAAGGUGCCCCGUGGGAUGACAGUGAUAGCCCACGGCGACGACAGGCCGGUGUGGCUGAUGUACGAGACGGUGCGACAUCUCCAUCAGCACUACGGCUCAGAGUACGACUGGUUCCUCUUAGCGCAGGACGACACCUACAUGCAGGCGGGUCGCCUCUCAGAGCUGGUGGGCCACCUCAGUGUGGGUCAGGACCUAUACAUGGGCAGGGCUGAGGAGUUCAUUGGAGGGGAGGAGAAGGCGCGUUACUGCCACGGGGGCUACGGCUACCUCCUGUCUCGCAGCCUUCUGGCUCGUUUGCAGCCGCACCUCGACACCUGCCGCAAUGACAUCCUCAGCGUUAGACCUGAUGAGUGGCUGGGCCGCUGCAUCAUCGACUAUUUGGGUCUAAGCUGCGUGGAGGUGCACCAGGGGAUGAUGUACCGUUACUUUGAGCUGGGGAAAAACGCAGAUCCGGAGCGUGAAGACAGCCUUACGUUUAAAAAUGCCUUCACAGUCCAUCCUGUGUCGGACCCCAUCCUCAUGUACCGUCUACACAAACGCUUCAGUCAAAUAGAGCUGGAAUGGACUUAUCAGCAGAUUCAGGAUCUUCAGAUGCAGAUCAGCAACCUGAGCCACCUGACUCCUGAGGGGAAGGCAGGGAUCACAUGGCCAAUAGGAAUCAACUCCCCCUUCAAACCCAAAACCCGCUUCGAGGUCAUAAACUGGGAUUACUUCACUGAGGACCACAUUUACUCCUGCACUGACGGCUCGCCUAAAUGCGAGAUGAGAGGAGCCGACCGAGCCGAUGUCAGCGCCGUGCUUGAGGUCGCCGUGGAACGUCUCAACAAGCACUACCAGCCACAGCUCCGCUUCCGCAAAGGCCGCCUGCUGAACGGCUACAGACGCUUCGAUCCCACGCGUGGUAUGGAGUACAUCCUCGACCUGGCGCUGGAGGCUUUCACCCAGAAGGGCCACAGCCAGGUCAUCGCUAAAAGGGUCAACCUGCUCCGACCCCUUAGCGCCGUAGAGAUUAUCCCCAUGCCUUAUGUUACAGAGGCCACACGGGUGCAGGUCAUCCUGCCGGUCACCGCGCAGGAUCAGGACUAUGUCGGCAACUUCCUGGACAUGUAUGUGACAAACACUCUGGACACCCACGACAACGUGUUACUGACCUUCCUGUUCAUCUACGAUCCCUUCGACGCUCAGAGGGUCAGCCAGACUGACGUGUUCGCCGGCGUCAAGUCAAUGAUCGCAGAAGUGGAAAAACGUUACGGCGACGUGAAGAUUCCCUGGAUUAGCGUGAAGACUGAGGUUCCCUCACAGGUCAAGCUGAUGGACAUCAUUUCUAAGAAGCACCCUGUGGACACUCUUUUCUUCCUGUCAAGUGUUUGGACCGAGGUCAAUGCAGACUUCCUGAACCGCUGCAGAAUGAACGCCAUCAGCAACUGGCAGGUUUUCUUCCCCAUCCACUUCCAGGAGUACAACCCCGCCGUCAUCUACCGCGACCAGCAGCCGUCCGCCGCCUCCACCUUCGCCUCGGAGUCUCUCCGAGACGGCCACUUCGACCGGCACAUCUUCGACGAGGCCUGCUUCUACAACGCCGACUACAUGAGCGCCCGCACCAAAAUGGCCGCCGACAUUUUAGAGAACGAGGAGCUGAUGGAGACCAUGGACGUGUACGACAUCUUCGUGCGUUACUCCGGCCUGCACGUGUUCAGGGCCGUGGAACCCGCGCUGAUCCAGAAAUAUGUGCGGCGAGCGUGCAACCCUCGCUUCAGCGAGGACAUCUACCACCGCUGUGUAAUCAGCAACCUGGAGAGCCUGGGGUCCCGAUCGCACCUCGCCAUGGCUCUGUUCGAGCAGGAACAGGCCAACAGCACAUAAAGCUUUUCUCUUUUCAAUCAAGUGGUACUAAGAUGUCUGGAUCAGCCUUAAACAACCAAAAACUGUUUACGUCUCAUGGCUGAAAGGGACUUGUGUAACUUCUACACAGCGGUGAAUCGUAGCGUCCCUUCAUGAUCGGACGCUUAGCAAAAGAUGCUGCUUGGAUUCCUGCUGUUAACGUUAACUCACCUUCUGUGAGUUGGUAUUUAUAUAUAUUUUUUAGUGCAUUUCAUCCGCUAUAAUCCAUGAACUAAGGCCUUCUUUGUUGACAGAGAAAAAAACAAAUCACUCGAGCCAUAAGUCUUCCUUUGUGGAGAUGUUCAAGUACUGCUAACAAGCUGAAGCCAUUGGCUGCCUUUUUCUUUUUUUUCCUAAGAAGUAUUAAAGAGUGAAAUUAACACUCAUCCCUGUUUUCUUUUCAUUUCCGUUUCUCAGUAUUUUAAAAAUAAUGUAUAUCUGCUGUAUUGAAGAAACGAUAACGGUGAGAUACAGCUGGAAAGAUAACUAAACAAACCAUUUUUUUUAGAUCAACGUAUUUCUGUUGAGGCUAAUAUCAGUAACAUAAUUACUUCAAAUAAUACAUUUAGUAAAAAGGUUAUUGUUAUCAAAUUGAGCAGUGCAGGAAAAAGAGUUUUAAAGAUAUGUUUUUAUAAAAGCUGGUACUAUACUAGAGCUUCAUUUGUCCCCGUUCAGAAUAACGAGUGGGCUACAAUUUCCUAACUAGAUACUGUAUAUAAUGUCAUGGGGGACUUUUUUUUUAAAAACUCUUAAGCUUUAGUUCACUUUAUAAUUUCUCACUUGCAUUAAAUUUGGUUGAUUCACUGGAUCCAUUUUUUUUUGGAUCAGGUUUUCUUCCCCUGAAACCAAAACGGAGGUGAUUCGGCUGCAUGUUUGAGAAGUUGUAUCACCUUAAUGGAACCUAGACAUGCACGAUGAAAAGGUUCUAGCUCGGGGUUUAAAUCCAGACCUUUCUGCUAGGCACCAUAACUAACAGUUCGACCAUUAGUUUAGGGUUAGGCACCCAUCCUUGAUUUAUCUUCAGGUUUUCCUCUAAGACAUCCAGGUAUAUUUCUGUAUCCUUCUUCCAGUGACACCAAGUCUGCAGGUGACAGAUAAGCAGCCAUUCCUUCUAUAAAACAUGCUUCCUGCUAAAGAUGACUACCCCUGUAGAACUGGCCCUGUACUGUAGACAUCAUACUGAAUUUAUUUCUUAUAUCCAAAUAGUUAAUUAAUAAAUUUUUUUUAACUUUAAUUUAACAUAAAUUUCUGCACUUUUAUUUUCAGCCAUAUUGAGAUCGAAUAAAUUCUCACCUGCUCUGCUACGUCUGCUCUAUCUUGUAAAUAUUGGCUUUUUUUUUGCUUCAUUUAUUUUGUUUGUGAGAAAAUAGCAGGUCCACUAUGGUAAAUUAUGACUAGAACCGGUUAAAGUUUGAUAGGUUUUGUAACUGGGCAUCUGAAAGCUUCUUCUUCAGCAGUGGAGACUUGCGCUGAAGUGCAUUAAAGUUGACUCUUUGCUUACCUUAAUUUAUGAUGAAAUAAUGUUCUUUCUGCUCAGGAUUGUGUCUGCAGCAGAUCUCUCUGCUCCGUUAUGAUGUCCUGGUGUUUUACAGUACUUUAGCAGAGGUCUCUCUGUGAUGCCUUGGUAAUAAAACGUUUUUUUUUAA